This is a messenger RNA of Rasamsonia emersonii CBS 393.64, 765 nucleotides long. RefSeq lists its product as uncharacterized. The transcript is spliced from 5 exons. The coding region runs from base 1 to 765 and encodes 254 amino acids. The record is from RefSeq and is a predicted model, not a curated record. Lineage: Eukaryota; Fungi; Ascomycota; Eurotiomycetes; Eurotiales; Trichocomaceae.
AUGGCGGGGCCUCCCAAGGCGCUGAUUCUCAUGGCCGACUAUGGCCACGAUCCGACGGAGACUGCCGUGGCUUUUACUAUUUUCAAGGAUGCGGGCUUCGACGUGCAAUUCGCGACGGAGACGGGCAACGCGCCCAAAUGCGAUGACCGCAUGCUGUACGGCGUGACGGGGAGACUACUUGGCGCCAGCAAAAAGGCAGUAGAACAGUACCACGCCAUGGUCAAAGACCCUGCUGCCCAGAAACCGCUCGCCUGGUCGGAUCCCAGCUUCUCGCUGCUCCAUUACGACCUGCUCUACUUCCCCGGCGGCCACGAGAAGUCCGUCCGGCAGACGAUCGACUCGGCGUCGCUGCAGAGGCAUGUCGCCGAGUACUUCCCGCAGACGCGGAAACCGAGUCGCAAGACGGUGGCGGCCAUCUGCCACGGCGUGCAGACGCUCUCGUCGGCCACGCUGCCGGACGGGAAGAGCGUGCUGCACGAUGCGACGACGACGGCGUUGCCGGGAGCGAUGGAAUCGGGCAUCUUCUGGCUGACACGGCCUUUCCUAGGGGAUUAUUACAAGACGUAUGGGAAGGGGACUGACAACGUGGAGACGAUCGUUAAAAAGCGAUUGGAUGAUCCGAAGCAAUAUAAGAAUAGCCUUGGACCCAGACCGUUCAUCCACGAGGACAAAACGUACAACUACAUCAGCGGCCGGUUUCCGCCUGAUACUGCCCUGCUCGCCAAGAGGACUGUCGAGUUGGUGAAGCAGGUCUACCAGUCAUGA